Molecule: messenger RNA, 2991 nt
Organism: Hypomesus transpacificus
Lineage: Eukaryota; Metazoa; Chordata; Actinopteri; Osmeriformes; Osmeridae
Product: ERBB receptor feedback inhibitor 1-like
Exons: 4
Coding region: 303-1592 (429 amino acids)
Biological process (GO): regulation of keratinocyte differentiation; negative regulation of epidermal growth factor receptor signaling pathway
Cellular component (GO): extrinsic component of cytoplasmic side of plasma membrane
Source: RefSeq, a predicted model, not a curated record
GGGAGCAAAUUAAUUUCACGAGCGAAUGUUGUCGCUAAAGGAAAGUCGCACGUGCAAGUGGAUUAGAGUUAACUAAUAACCGAGGACCUAUGUACUGAAGGAUUUACACUAGCUGUCACAAGUAGGAGGAACAACAACACACCUUUAAUUGACUUGUUUUUAUAGUAUGCCAGCAGUGGAGGAGCAUGACUUGUGUAUUGGUUCGCUGAGCAGGUUGAUGGAUUGUGCUCAUAUCUGUGGGGCUGUGUACCUCACAGACCUACCUUUUCUCUGAGAGCAAAAGCUCAAGUCUGGCCCUCAGCAUGUCUGGGGCCCAGCCUUACCACUGGGGACCGCAACAUGUUGUUAACAGCAUGUGCUUUGACUUGGGUAUUGACAGCAUGGAACACAACCGGAGAGAACUUCAGCAACAACAGCUUUCCGAGGGAUUUGAGAGCAGACUCCCUACCCACUUACCAAUGUAUCAGAACCUUCAUCAGUUAGCCUCCAACAUACCAUGUCUCACUGAGAGGGAUCAGGUGGUCCCGUCCUUCCAGAGAUUAACUGUGUAUGAGCAUGGUCAGCCAUACAUCCCCUGUAGAGACCCCAAACCCCUCCCUCCUCUUCCAGACCCAGAGGAUCUCUCAUCGGAUGAGGCAGCGGAUGGAGAAGUAGAGUUUUUUACAGAUGAAAGACGCCACCUACUGCCUAAAAGCUGCCCUAAAUAUUUUGCCCUGCGCCAUGGUGGCCCAGGACGGCGUAGCUUCAGAGGCUGUGGCCAGACCAACUAUGCCUACCAUGAAGGCCAGGUUGUAGAUGGCAGCAGUGGAGCUAACUAUGCCACCAGCAGUUGGGCUAACAAUAAAGCUAAAUCUGUGGUUACCAUAGAGGCAAGUGGAAGAACAAGCAGUAGUCCUAAGGUUGGAACUAGCAAUGGGGGUAGCGUUGGAAUCCAAGGACAGUGGUUCCAGAUACAGAAGGGAGAGCAGGGGAUGGCAGCAGCUAGGGUCGUCCCUCUUGGGAAGCAGCCAGACCGCACCCAACGUGCCAAACUGCGUCGUUCUCACUCAGAAAGACGCCUCGUAAACCACCACAACCACCAUCACCAUGCUCACAGCAACUGCAGAGACAACACCCAAGACAAACCUGAGGUACCUCCACGUGUUCCUAUCCCCCAACUGCCCUUAAAGAGCACCACCACUGACUCUUCUACCAACUACCAUGACAAGGACAAGCCUCCCAAAGUACCACCUAGGGUGCCUUUGCAGCCCACUGUCCCACCCCGUACUCCCAGCCCCAAGAGCCUCCCUAUCUAUGUCAACGGGGUAAUGCCCCCCACUCAAAGCUUUGCUCCCAAUCCCAAAUACGUCAGCAAAGCCCCUCAGAGAUUUCCUCUGCAGAGCGAGGGGGCAUCUUCUGCAGAUAUGCAACCCCCCUGUAUUGUGCCCAUCAUGGAGGGUGGAACAAAAGCCAGCGCCACACACUAUUUUCUUCUUCCUCGCCGUCCGGCCUACAUGGACAGGCUCGAAAGGUUCCUCAAGGAGGCAGACAGUGAGUCUGCUGGUGGUGCAUGUUGCUCUGCCAGAAUGAGCAUAAACACCCUCUACCGUUGAUCUAAAGCCUCAGGAAACUCAAAGAAUUACCCUAUUCUCCCUCAGUCUUAGGGUAAAAACACUUACAAAAACGAAAUAAACCUCCAUCUGUGAUGUAACAAUCAUUUAUGUCAUAGAAUGAGAUUUGAAGUCAAGAUUUUAUAUUUAUAUUGUAUUGAUUUAUGGUGAGUUUUGGACAGUUAAUAUAGUCAGUCUCCAUACUGACACAAUCCAAUAAGAAGUGUGUUAAAGGGUAAAGUGAUAAUUUUCUAGUCUCGUUUGAGCUUUUCAAUAAUACAAUAAUUCAGAUUUCACUCGUCGAUGUAGCCAUUAUCACGGGGCUGAAGUCAAGUUAGUCUCAGGUUGGAUAUUCUACAGAUAGUCCACAUUAAAUUUCCUUACAUUCACUAACAGAAGUUAGGGACCAAAGUUGUUUUAUUAAAAUUUAAAUAGCUCCAAAAACUUAAUGACACUGGCACACCCUUUGAUUAGUCCAUUUUCAUCUCACACAUUGUUAUACAAAGUCUUAACAUUUUAAUUUCAAUAGUUCAUUGGUCAUGUGACCUUCAAACCUCAAACUAUAUUUCAAUCUAUGAAUAUAUAAUGCAACCCCAUUAGAUUGUCCAAAUUUGCUGGUGUGUUGGUUAAGCAGACAUUUAAUAAGGGAUAUUUUGCCAAGUCUUAUAUUAAUAUAACUAAACCCCAAAACUAUUUUAAGAUCGCAUUUAAGGAAAAAAGGUUUUCGGCCAUGAAGUUUUGGGUCAGAAGUUUUGGUUUCAGCCCAGAAUUUUCAUUUUGAUUCAUCACUACCCAAACCAAUAAGUAUACUUAUCACAUCACACAGCUUUAUGCUUUGAACAGCUGGUCUGUUAUUGAAUGUUAACUAAUUAUGAAAACGUUUCCAAUGUCUAGUGCAGUCUGUACAUUGGUGUAAAUGUUUAAAAUAUUGAUUUUUUGCUUAACUUUGGUCUAAUUUAACCUCACCCUUACAGUAUUUUGAAUGUCAGUUUGUGUGAGACGGAAGGAUAAAUAGUUAUUUUAAGUUAUCAGUUAGACAUGCUUUUACCAGGUAACUAAGUAAACAAUAACUAUGUGUAAUGGUUACUGAAGUUGUGUUAUGUAGUAAUUGAGUCCCUGUAGAAGCGAGAGAUGCCUUUUUUAUGUUAAUGUGCAGAUUUAUGAGAUGCCCUUGUUAUAUUUAUGAAGCUGUGUCACUGUUUGGACAUUGUUUUCUAUGUAAAAGUGCCGUUAUUUCAAGGGUAGUUUGUCACAGUAUUUAAAGUGUUUUUUGUGUUGGAGUGAAAUUUGUGAUUUUGUAUUAAUCUAUUUAUAGAAAUUAAAUAACUUAUUUGAACUGCUUUUGUUGUGCUCAAUCUUUUUGUAUUUAGGCACAGCACAGAAUAAAAUAAAGAAUCUCUGG